Molecule: messenger RNA, 6779 nt
Organism: Thalassophryne amazonica
Lineage: Eukaryota; Metazoa; Chordata; Actinopteri; Batrachoidiformes; Batrachoididae
Gene: tmem94
Product: transmembrane protein 94
Exons: 31
Coding region: 1-4110 (1369 amino acids)
Source: RefSeq, a predicted model, not a curated record
AUGGAGAUGCGGGAUAAGAAGCAGGAGGAGGCGGCCGGGGCUUUGGGCCUGUCCACUGACCAGGCUCUGAGGAAGCUCUGUGACCAGCUGAGCAGACUGCUGGAUCAGCAUCAGAGAGCUGCCCGCAGGCGGGUCUCAGUUCAGGAGCAGUGGGCAAACAGCUUCCUGUACCAUGGCAACCGCCACUCCUGUCUCCAUUGGCCGGGAGCUGCCCUCACUCUGCUGGUGGUGCUGGGACUCUUUUGUUGCCAGGGUAGUCAACCAAAAGGCAGUUCUGGUAUCGAGCUGGUGAACGCUGUGGCCCUCCUUCUCCUCUUACUGCUCAACCUGCUACUAGUUGGACGACAGGAAAUGCUGAAGAGGAGCGAGAUGAUCCGAAGGCUCAAGGGCAUCAUCACACAACUAAACAACUAUUUGUCGGGCUGUGCUGGUGAAACAGUGCGGUGGUCUUCAUCUCUGUACCCAGACUUGUAUACACCCUUGUCUCCAUCAUGGUCUCUUCACUGGACCUACCGAGACGUCCAGCUGGUUAAUCUGCCAGUUAGUCUGCUGGUGGAAGGAGACGUUAUCGCUCUGAGACCUGGGCAAGAGGCUUUUGUUUCCCUCAGAGGCAUUAAGGAAGAUGAGCACAUUGUGUUGGAACCAGGGGAUUUAUUACCCCCUUUCUCCCCUCCCCCUUCACCGCGGGCCAGUGAGAAGAGAGGACCCCAGAGUCCCCAGCAGCACCGACUCUUCAGGGUGGUCCGGACUCCAGUUUUGGAUGCAGUCAGGAACAGUUUGGAGUUGGCGCUGUCUCGGCCAAUCACCGUUCUGGACAAUGAAAGAUUUACAGUGCAGUCAGUGAUUACCAAAAUAAUCUGUCCAAUUGUGCUGGUGGUGUUCUUGGUAGUCAACACUGUGCGGUAUUUUUGUGAUGCACCUGGCCUCUCCCCUGCUUGCUACAACUUCUUUCAACUUCAGGUAAUGGGUGUUCUGCCCAUCCUUCCUCUGCUCUUUCCCGUCAUGUGGGUGCUCGUAAAUGCCUUUGGAGAGGCGAGAGUCCUCGCCGAGUUCAGCUGGGCAUCACCUGCAGGCCUGCUUGCUAAGUUCUCUGAGGACACUCUAAGCAGCUACACCGAAGUGGUUUCCUCCCAGGAGAUGCUCCGUUGUGUGUGGAGACACCUGGUUGGCGUCCUGAAGGGGGAGUCUCAGACACUAUGUUAUACUUCGAGCCUUUUGCACAGUCUGGGAUCUGUCACUGUUCUGUGUUGUGUGGACAAACAGGGUAUCCUGUCCUGGCCGAACCCCAGUCCAGAAACCGUGCUGUUCUUCAGUGGACGGGUUGAACCACCUCACAGCAGCCAGGAUGAUCUCAGAGACGACCUGUCCAUCAGCUCCUUCUGCCGCAUGGAAACAGAAGAAGACAGGGAUGAGGCCCAAGAGGGAGAGGCACUGCUCUGUCUGCAAAAUGAGCCUUCAGUCCAGCUGGGGGAAGGGCCAGAGCCCAGCGAAACAUCACAUGACACAGCUCCCUCGACUGACACACUGCAGCUGCGGCGCUCUGGACAACAAGUGCCGAGCACCCGUACCAAGCACCACUCUGGGUCCAAUGUGAGCUUCAGCCAUGACACUGAAGGAGGCGAGGACGAUCAGACCCAGGACUUUGCAAUGGGUUGCCCAGAUGCAGAAGCUGAGGAUUUUGUGUGCGACUACCACUUGGAAAUGCUGAGCCUUUCACAGGACCAGCAGAACCCGGCUAGCAUCCAGUUUGAUGAUCUCUCCUGGCAGUGUCACCUGCCCUCCCUUAAACCGCUGGGCCUUAAUAUCAUGCUGAAUCUCUGCAAUGCUAGCAUCACCCAGCAGCUGUGCCGCUUCUCUGAUCACCUGUGCAACCUGGCACUACAGGAGAGCCACGGCACCGUGAUGCCCGUCUACGUACCUUGGGGGCUGUGCGAGCUGUCCAGGCUCAUAGGAUUCACUCCUGGUGCGAGGGAGCUCUUCAAACAGGAGAAUCAUUUGGCUCUGUACCAGCUGCCAUCUGGAGAGAAGACCAAAGAGUUUGCUUCACGCCGGCUACAUUACUUCACCAAACGCCAACCUCCCAUCUCCCAUCUUAUCUCCCUGUUUGUACGGGACUCUUCCUCCAACCACGUCCAGAUGCUGUCACAUGGAUCAGCCGACCUUAUCCUGGAGGCCUGCACUGACUUCUGGGAUGGGACUGAUAUCUACCCUCUCUCAGGUUCUGACAGGAAAAAGGUUCUGGACUUUUACCAGCGUGCCUGUCUGUCAGGUUACUGUUCAGCUUUCGCCUACAAACCCAUGCAAGUGUCGCUGUCCAGUCAGCUGAAUGGAAAAUGUGUGGAGCUGGCUCCUGGACCAGGUCUCUUCUCUGGAAUGGAGCUGCCCUCCACCACACCCAUCAAACACGGUUCCUGCAGGAACAGCUGGAGCUCUGACGAGGGCAUUGGUGAGGGUGUUGAACGUGAGGACUGCGUCCAGGCCCUCAGUGGACAGAUCUUCAUGGGUAUGGUGUCAUCCCAGUUCCAGGCGAGGUUAGACACUGUCCGACUUAUCGAUGCCUUGGUCACUGCCUGUAUUCGCUUUGUCUACUUCUCCAUGGAAGACGAACUCCGCAGCAAGGUUUUUGCAGAGAAGAUGGGUUUAGAGACAGGUUGGAACUGUCACAUCUCUCUGACUCCAAAUGGGGAUAGUCCCUGUGAUGGAGCGCCCUCUAGCCCAGGUCACGGCUCGCUGCAUGAAGACCUGAACCAAGAUUCACGUGAUGAAGCUGAGGGUCCACUGCUGCCAGAGGAGGAAGCCCACUCGGACCUGGCCAGUUUCCAGCCCACAGACAGUGAUGUCCCCAGCUUCCUGGAGGACUGUAACAGGGCCAAGCUGCCUCGUGGGAUUCACCAGGUUCGUCCUCACUUGAAGAACAUUGACAAUGUGCCUCUUUUGGUGCCACUCUUCACUGACUGCACGCCUGACACGAUGUGUGAGAUGAUGAAGAUCAUGCAGGAGAACAGAGAAGUUACCUGCUGUCUGGGAAGCUCUGCCAACUUCCGCAACAGCCGACUAUUUCUCCAAAGCAACCUCAGCAUUGCUCUGGACCCUCUCUACCCGUCUCAGUGUUCCUGGGAGACGUUUGGCUAUGCCACGGGUGGCGGCUUUAACUGCGCCGUUGAAGGUUUGUCUCCUCUGAGACUCUCGGGUCAGCUCAACAGUCUGGGCUGUUCCGUCACCUUCCACCAAGGCGAGAGCGUCAGCAUGGUCAGACUCAUAGAGCAGGCACGACACACAGCCUACGGCAUCCGCAAGUGCUUCCUGUUCCUCCUGCAGUGCCAGCUGAGUGUGGUCAUCAUUCAGUUCUUAGCUUGUCUGGCUCAGCUUCCUCCUCCCAUCAACACCACUGACAUCCUGUGGCUGUCCUGCUUCAGUUCGCCGCUGCUAAGUGCAUCGCUUUUAGGGAAACCACCCGACAGUUCAGUGAUGUCAGUGGCUACAGGAAAGAAUCUCGAUGGCAUUCCGAAGAAGACCCAGAACUACUUCCUCGGCUGUUUCCUGGUCAAGUUUGGCCUGACGAUGUGCUGCUACCUGCUGGCCUUCGGUUUCACCCUGCAGGAAGUCUGCCAGCGAAGCAGAAACUUAACCCGGGAUGACAACUCCAUCGUGACCUGCAGUCACAUCUUCACAGUCAGCUCUUCCGAGAAUGCGCCGCGUUGGUUCGGUGAGUUGUCCAACGGCCUGCUGCUCACUCAGAAAGUCAUGGCGUCUUUCCUCGUCCUGCACACAGUGGUGAUUUCUCUCAGCUACGUGCAUCGUUCUCAGCCUCUGUGGAUGAAGAGUCCCUUCAGCAACACCUGGUGGUGCCUCAUCGUAAUCGUCAUUUUACUUGGUCAGAUUGUUCAGGCCACUGUGGACUACCAACUCUGGAGAGACCACGCCAGCAUCCUGACCUUUAACCUGGGUGACAUUCCACUUUUGGCCUGGUUGUUGGUCUCCGUGUCGCCGCUGCUGGUGGUAGUGGUCAACGAAGUCGUGAAGCUUCACGAGAUAAGGGUCCGGGUUCGUUACCAGAAGAGGCAGAAGCUGCAGUUUGAAACAAAGCUGGGAAUGAACUCUCCAUUCUGAAGCAUUCCUGCUGAUGGUACCGUAAAGCAGGAAAGAGUCCCACCUCCUCACACUCAUAACCUUGCCUCUCACCAGCAGGUGGCGCACAUUUUGACCAAAAGGCACGGUGGCAUUUUAAUGGGUUUCAGUUGAUUUAGCGGUUUUAUAUCAGUAAGAAUCAAAACUCCAAAGUGUUUGUUUCUGGUUUUCAAUGAAAAAGAGCCAAAAAAUAGUUGAGUAUUUAUUGUCAGAUUUGAGUUUGUUUUAAAGGCAUGAGGAAUGUUUUAAGAAGUUCUGGUUCAUCGCCGCAACUUUUAUUCUUUGGGUUGAGCACCGAGAGAUGUCCAUGAUGCUUCUCACGAUUGUCCCGCGCAUGCUUUAAGCAUUCAUCACGUAGCAGCUUCAUUUCUUCUUCGCUGUCACAUGUCUGUGGGAUUUUAACAGCGAUGGCAGCUUCACGUUUUCUACAUCGUCCGCACGACUUCCUGUGCUGUGUUACAAGAUCGCCUCGAACGGUACAGGAGCCGAGGAACGCUUUGAGCUCUUCCUGCCUCUCAUAAUGUCCAAACUGGUGAUGGUUGAUGUUGGUGAGUGAAAUGUAAAAAAAACAAGGAGUGGGAAGAAACUUUGUCGUUAGCGCUGAAGCCAAAACAAACAAACAAAAAACAACAAAUGAUUUUUGGUCAAAGGGCAAAAAGGGCAAAACCUUUACAGUUAUAAGUCCAAACUAUGAUAAAGUUAGAACUUGAUUAUAUGCAGAACAAAACCAAAUCUCUUGCAGGCAGCUUCAACAGCCACCAGAGGGCACUGUUUCUGUUAUAGUGGGUCGGAUAUGAUCAGGCGUUUUAUGGUGAAUACACCAAAUUUUGCACAGACAUUGUUGGAUAUAUAACAUACAAAAAAAAUGUAGAUAACACACCAGUUGUUUGUAAAAAUUUUUAGAAUCAGUGGACUUCCACGUGGAAGGAAACAGAAGACAACACGUCAUUCAUGUCCGUUUGAUACAUGAAGUGUAAUUUUCUUACACGCUCAAUCCAUUUGAACCACAAAUGCAUUGUUCCUCUCCACCCCCCCGCUCAUUAAAAAAUGCAUGUCAUGGUGACUAAUUAUUUUGUAUUUAUAUAUAUCUCAGACAAUGUCUGCAAAAUGUGGUGCCUUUACAAUUAAAUGCACAUUCGUGAUGAUAUUUUACACAUACCCGCUCCGCUGUUAGUUCGAGAUGAUGCGCGAGCUUCAUCGGACCGGUCCCGCCUUCAUUUAGAGAAAUGCCUUAAGCCCUGCCCCCUUUCUUAACUAGCCCUUCUUAAGGGGUCAUGAGGUCACAGCCCAGACAAACGCUGAAGGACAACACUUUACACUAAAUAAUAUUUCCAUCUGUUUCCUGUAGUUUGACGUAAACUUGUGCCUCUGUGCAUGCUUGUUGGUGAAGGGGGCGUGGCGUCAGCUCUGAUCUAACUGAAUGGUGAUGUAUAGUUUGUAGCUGGUGUGUGUCUGUGUCACCUGCCACAUUUCAGUGCAGCUCCAACACUUCUAAAAUGUUCAACAGUGGUUUUCUGAUCAUCUGAUGUUCCUUUUGCAGCUACAUUUCAGUCGUAAUCGUUGAGGUCAGUCCUGCUCUAAGAAUUGUGGACGCAGAAAUGUGGCUGCAUCAUGGACGUUUCACAGAAAGUUCUGGUGACGGUCAUCCGCAACCAUCUGAAAGGUGCUUCAUACUGUAUGCUUAAUUUGCCUUCAUUCUCAGCCUCAAUGCUACAUUGAUCCGUGGAGAUGAACCACAGCUCAGGAUACUGUUGGGCUGCGUCCACGUUCACGGCUGAAGUGACUGCAGCUUGACUUUAUUUUUUGCCUGUGACAAUCUUUUGUGAUUACUGUAGACACCCCCCCCCCCCCAACUUAAAUAUCAGUUAAGUUUCAUUUACGCACGUGGUCUCUGAUUCAUAUCAGAUUCCUGUGAACGCGACUGGCUGCUGUGAGCUAAUGCACGGCACGUACAAACAUGAAUGUGAUCAUGUGUCAAUCAAAAUGAAACUUUAAAGUUCAGCUCACUUCAGCUGUUAAUGUGAAUGUAUGUUUAGUUUGGGUUGAAACACUAAUAACCACAAAAUGAAUUCCAAAGGUCAAGUUUUUCAUUCAGCCUGGUUCAGUCGGCACCGUGCACACAAUGUACUCAUUCUGUAAAUCUUUGGCAGUUUAAAGUUUCACUAAUGACAUUAUAAUUUUACUUUUUUGGGUGGGGGGAAUCGCAACUUCUGACUUGAAAAAAAGGAGGGUGGUGGUUAUAAAAUGUGCUCAUUUUCACACGUGCCUGUUUUAUUUAUUCAGUUAGAAACUUAAUUUUAUUUUAUGUAACUACGUUUUUUUUAUGUACCGAUGGUGACUUUGAUGUCCAAAAAUUAAACCACUGAUUAUUAUUAUUGUUUUGUUUUGUUUUUUAAGACAAAUGCUGUAAUGACACGUUUUACAGUUGGCGAUGCGUAAAUGUUUACUCUGGACUUUAAUUCAGACGGACUCGGGUCCAGCCUGAAAUGGGUCCCUGGGAAAACCGUCUCACUCUGCAUUUUGAUCCAGUUUUCACAAACAUGUGAUGACAUGAAGCCUCUUUACACAAAUGUAUAUUUUGUAUUUUUUUAAAGUGUCUGUGUUCUGGAAUUUUGGCAGAUUUGUCUCAUUAAUAAAUAUGAAUUUAUUUA